GGCAUUCAGCUAGCUCAAUUGCAAGCUGAAGAUGAAGAUGUCGCUGCUUCGACGCGUUGGGCUUUUGGCUCUGCUGGCCUUUUUGCUGGCACCGGCCGCAUUUGUGGAUGCCACCUGCGGCUAUUGCUACGGCUCGCACACCUGCCUCAGCAAUACCACCUUCCAGCUGUGCUUCAAUAAAACUCCAAGUCCGGAUCAUAGCUUCACAUGUCCGGAUGAUAAGCCAAUUUGCACGCAAUACGGCGAUAUUUGUAUGGAAACGGAUGUUCCGCCAGCCUGUGGUGAUACUUCGAAGUGUAAUCAGUGCGGAAAUGGGGAAAUCUAUGCCUGCGCCUCCCUCACCACCUUUGGCAGUUGCGAUGGCGGUGAACUGAUGCCCGAAAGAAGCACCUGCCCCAACGAGUGGUUCUGCAGCAUCAGAGGUGCGAGCAUUGGAACCCCCUGUGUGUUAGCAUGCGAGCCGGAUGUUGACGACACUUGCGAUCGCAUUGACAAUGAUGCGGUAGCGACAACACCUGUCCCCAACACUACUCCUGGUGGUUCCACUCCCAACAGCUAUUGUCAAAGUACUCAAAUCGUUGGUAAAUUCCCCUUAGCGAACGACGCAGUCUGCACCAGCUUCGUCUACUGCUUCUUCCGGGACAACGUGUGGAACGGUGCCAUAUACAACUGCCCUACAAAUAAGCCGUACUUCAAUGCAAUCUCCGGCUGUGGUGCGACAAGGCCAACUGGUGUAGGUUGCAAGUAAUGAAGUUCGUCUAAUAUAUAAAUAUAUAUAUUUGAAUAUCGAUUUAUACCAAUAUUUACAUAGCUCUAAUUGUAUAAUAAAGCGUGACUUAUCCCCAUUAG
Drosophila hydei is the source of this 849-nucleotide messenger RNA. RefSeq lists its product as uncharacterized. Gene Ontology annotation, molecular function: chitin binding. Gene Ontology annotation, cellular component: extracellular region. The coding region runs from base 32 to 748 and encodes 238 amino acids. NCBI's taxonomy places the organism in Eukaryota, Metazoa, Arthropoda, Insecta, Diptera, Drosophilidae. The record is from RefSeq and is a predicted model, not a curated record. The transcript has 3 exons.